This is a messenger RNA of Amoebophrya sp. A25, 1755 nucleotides long. The record is from the annotation of a GenBank genome assembly. NCBI's taxonomy places the organism in Eukaryota, Dinophyceae, Syndiniales, Amoebophryaceae.
AUGGAUCGUGAGUCGAUGAUGAGGAUGCUCCUGCAGCAGCAGGAGGGUAGUGUAAGGACAUCGUUGAACAAGCCUCCAGCAACAGCUGGUCGUGGACAACCCAGUAUUGGGACGCCUGCUGUGAAAGUGAUGAAACCGCAACAGCUGUUCAACAUUCUCCAAUUGCCACCGACAGCAGGUGGGACAUCGUACUUCUGCAUCGACUUUCGUCAAUCGAGGGCUGAAUUCGAGCGUUGCCACAUUCACGGUUUCCAUUGGGUAGGCUACGGCAAUUCCGCAUCAGAGACUACUUCCGCAAUGUCAAAACCAGGCUUGCUGUUAGACGAUGCACUUAGAGAAAUCGGAGACAGUUUUCUGCAAAUGGAUGGCACAACCACAAUUCGUACUUCUCGGCAAUCUCCUACAACUUCUUCAAAUGCCUCGACCGCGACUGGAGAAAGAGGUGAACAAGAAGCAUGUCCUGGUACAGCGACUGCGGCUUCUUCGGCAUCGACAACAUCAGGUACGGCGACGAUGUGCAGAGGACAGCGAGCGCAGUUGCAGAACCGGCGAAAAUCGCUCAUCUACGUAUGCGAUGAGAUAGUUCAUUUGAGCACAUCUUUCGCUUUUGACGAGGUUUGGAGAGUUGAUUUUGCUCAGGUAGCCUCGGAAUUUCCGAUGGUGCUUCGACGAAAUGAUGUUGCAGUAAAGAUGGGAAUCUCGUCAGCACAGGGAUUGGAUGUCACAGGGGAUGAUGGAAUUGCUGCUUUUGGUAACAAAAAUUUUGUUGAAGCACCCUACUUGUUUGGGCCACCGUCGCAAGUCGAACAAGAAUACUCCCAAGUGCGUUACCCAGUGUGUUUCUCGGGAAACGUGUACUGCGGCGGGACUGGUUUUCUUGAUGUGGCAGACACUGAUUUGUUGCCACGAAGCUCUAGCUCACAAACCUCUUCCUUGGUUCCUCAAAGCCAACCAGUCGCUCAUGGUGGGGCUGUAUCUCCACACCCUGAGGGAGAAAGCAGGGUCUCAUGGAAAAUCAAUUUUGGCAGCUGCGAUGCCCAAAGCUUGCGUCUUUCCUACGGUCACACUGGAGAGUCGACGUCGCCGUCGGGCUCACAACCAUCAUCGUCAUCAUCAGUUAAGCGACUGCGCAAAAUCAUAGAUGAUCUGGGUAUUCGGGAAAUUUUACUGGUAAUCUCGCCACUGGGUGAGUGCAGUUGUGCACAAAGCGAGUUAGCGGACCUGGUUCUGGAUGCGAAAGAGACAUGUAACUCUACUUCUGAGCUGGUGCGUGCUACCGCUGCGCCGCUGCAGUCUGCCAUUGCGUACCUCCAUGAAUUCGUCCAACUACAACAACAGGCGGACUCAAAGGCGCCACAGCAGCGCAUUCUGGUCCUUUCCGUCGACGAUGGUGCAGCGUCCGCAGUGACGGGUCACUUCUACCUUGCCAAGAGUAUGCUCAAAUGGCCUUUAAAUCUGACGCUCGCCUUCGUGAUGAAAAAGAUACCCACCUUCAACAUCCACCCCGCAAAUUUCACCCUUCUGUCCCAGCUCGACCCGUCAGCUGCCGCCGCAGGAGCAGCACCGACUUCCGGCGGCGCGACAAUAUCUGGCCUACUAGGCAAUAACCUGACACGCGACCUGCUGAGAUCCUCAACUGCGGGACUCUUGGCGGAUGCUGUCGCCGAAACCGCAUCUACUGUAUCGUCGGGGGGAAAUACAGUAGAAGAAGUAGAAGACACACCAAGGGAGCAAGAGGGGGAUCCCUCGAUGUAG